AUGAGUUUGUAACUUGAAAUUUAAUAAAAUAAAAAAUUUAUCAGACUUAGAGAGAUUAAUUAUGUCUUAUUUUAAAAUGGAUGUAUUAUUUCUUGUCCAGUGCAUUCAUCUAAUUUUGUUGACUAUGUAGAUAUGAUACAAUGUAUUUUAUUAAUUACAUAUAUAGUUUCAAGAUAUUUAGCUAAAGGAUUUUAUGAUCUAAAUAUGACUACUGACGAUAUAAUAAAUUUCUAUGAUGAAACCAUUUCAACUGUGAACAAUUUCUUAACAGGAUAAAAAUUUUCAAUAUUUCAAACUAAAAUUUUUUUAGGAGGAUUAAUGGUAUGGAAUAAUGCAAUAUACAAAAAAUCAUGGUUCAUUUCAAAACCACACCAUGCUGUGACAUUAAGAUUUAACUUUUUACUAUACAACAUAAGGAGUAAGAUCUAAUGCUUAUCCAAUCACUUCGAGGUUAAUCAAUUAAUGAAAUUUUAAAAAUAUUUUUCCCUUUCUACUAUAGAAAAUAUCAUUGGUAUCUUAACUUGAUAUUGAGUUCUAAUGUACAGAUACUAUUGUAAAUCCAAUAGAUUAAUAUUGUGCGAUUUCAGAUUACUUUAUCGUUGUUGAUUAUGUAAAUCUUUAAAAAUAUUAUUAGUGUCUUCCAUUUUGUGCAAUUUGCAAUGAUGGUACUUCAUGUAAUACAGCGAAAAAAUAGAAUUAUAAUCUAGAUUUUUUUUGAAGAAAUCUGGAUAUAUAAGUUCAAAUUGUUCAUCAAAUUAAUUUUUAUAUUCUGAUCUUACCACAGAAAGUUAUAGUUGCAUAACAUGCAAUUAAAAUGAUUGUUUAACAUGUAAAAACUUAGAAGAAUGCACUUCUUGCGAUCUAUCCAGUCAAUAUAAUAUCUAAUAAAUGGUGUUUGCUUAUCAAUAAAUCUCCCAUUAAUGCUGAUCCAAUUCCUAAUCCGACGAUUAAGUGUAAUAUCUAUUGUGAAACAUGCACAGGAACUUUAAUUAAUUAAUUGCUUAACAUCUGUUUCAGAUUUUCAUCGAUCAUUAUAAAUAAUUAAUGCUAAUUUUAAUCUAGAUUCUAUGAUGAUGGAAUUUAUCUAUAUUGUCUUCCUUUUUAUGGUGAUUUGUUUAUAGUAGGAGGAGAAAAUUGUUACAAUGAUCAUAAUAAUCCAUUUGAUGGUAGUCACAAUUGUAAAUUAGGUUGUGAUAAAUUUUGCAAUUAGUGUUUCUAAGGAUUUUGUAUUGAUUGUUAAAGAGGUUUAUAAAUAAUGAAUAAUUAGUGCUUUGGAAAUAUAGUUUAAAUUAGAUUUGGUUAAUGA
Messenger RNA from Paramecium sonneborni, 1306 nucleotides. NCBI's taxonomy places the organism in Eukaryota, Ciliophora, Oligohymenophorea, Peniculida, Parameciidae. The record is from the annotation of a GenBank genome assembly.